This is a messenger RNA of Auanema sp. JU1783, 801 nucleotides long. NCBI's taxonomy places the organism in Eukaryota, Metazoa, Nematoda, Chromadorea, Rhabditida, Rhabditidae. The record is from the annotation of a GenBank genome assembly.
AUGGGAGAUUCAAAUGGGAUACUUCCCUCAUCAGAUGAUGGAGAAUUAACUGAUGAAAGUGGUACUGAUCGUCGUUCUCGUGUCAAAAACUCAUGUAAGCCUUUUGCUCAUUCAAGUGAUGACGAUGAACAAGAAAUGUUUACAAUGCAGCCUGGUGAUUUUAAUACUUCCCGCUUAGCUCAUCGUCUUGAAAAAUCUGAUAGAACCAGAACAGAAAAAGACAAAAAAGAUCGUGAUCACAAAGAUCGUCAUGAGCGUCAUCAGAAACAUAAGCAUGAGCGUAGGAUCCGUGAUAGAGAUCAUCACAGCGAAAAGCAUGACAGAGACAGAAGCGAAAGACUGAAAUAUGAUGAACGGGAAAAUAGAGAUAGAGAACGUCAUGAUGAGCACAGGCAUAAAUCCAAAACUGAAGAGAAAAAGAUAAAACCAUCUCCACAUAAACAUGACCGCACGGAAAAGCUAAAACUUGAUAAACUCCGGGAUACAGAUAGAGAUAAAAAUCGAGAGGAUGGUCAUCGAGAAAGAUCUGCUCGAAAACAAGGAAGAUCUUCAACAGGCUCAUCGUCUCCUGAAACUGAUCGUAAAAGAGACAAAAAAACCCAGAUAGAAACUAUGGAAGAAACAAAGAUUGAUUUGAAAAUGAACAGAUCUGAUAAUGUGAAAUCUGCACCUCCAAGCGAGGCAUCCAUUGAGCAAGAUGAUGAAGGUAGCGGGAUGGAGGAACAAACGAAUGCCGUCGAUCAACUUCAAGCUGAUUUUGAAGAAUCCGAUGAGGAGGAGAAUAAAAUGGGUAUGCUCUGA